Gossypium raimondii (Peruvian cotton) is the source of this 5517-nucleotide messenger RNA. RefSeq names its product ethylene-insensitive protein 2. The record is from RefSeq and is a predicted model, not a curated record. NCBI's taxonomy places the organism in Eukaryota, Viridiplantae, Streptophyta, Magnoliopsida, Malvales, Malvaceae. Gene Ontology annotation, cellular component: membrane. Gene Ontology annotation, biological process: metal ion transport; ethylene-activated signaling pathway. The transcript is spliced from 8 exons. Gene Ontology annotation, molecular function: cadmium ion transmembrane transporter activity; manganese ion transmembrane transporter activity. The coding region runs from base 774 to 4652 and encodes 1292 amino acids.
AUCUGAGAUGACCAUGUAUCUAUCUUUUUUUUUCUCUUCCUGAAAACUGAGCUCUCUUUUUCUUUUUCGCUCUCUCUCUCUCUCUCGCUCUGUUUGUGAAGAAAAAUAUAUAAAUAAAACCCAGUGGCUUGAGAAAUCCCUCUUCCUGAAGAUCUACUUUUGUUAAUACCCAAACUUAGAUAGAGAUUGCAGAGAAAAGGAUAGCAGAUAAGCUCCUUCUCUCCCACUUUUUACCGUAAGGUUUUGACUUUGUAGGUGCUUUCUUUGGAGGAAUUUGUUUGGAUUAUUUGUUGUUCUACUCAGGGACUGGAGCUGAGUGUAUCUGCCCUUUGAUACUGAUUCAAGUUAUUGGUAAAAGUCCUGCGAGAGUUGGAAUAAUCGCCAGCCCCUAUAUGGUUGUGGCUGAGGCUGCAAUUUUGAUUCUGUCAUCAGUUGCGGUGGCACUGAUUCUUGGAAAGUGCAUUUUAGAUGCUCGCUAGUCCUGCUGUGCCGGGGCUUUUGUUUAAUGUACAUUCGUUUGAUAGCAAGUCUUGCAGAAAAUGGUCUCGACUGUUUGCUUUUUACUGCAAAAUUAUGUUUAAUCAAAUAACUUGCUAAUAUCUAGCUGAAUAUCUUAUGAUGGGUAGCUUCUUUCUUACGAGAUUCAGUCAUUGUGAACAACCAUGUAAUUGUAGUGCUUCUUGAGCAUUGGAGGUUCUGUGCUAUUCUGAAGAGGGAAUUUGAAGCGUUACUGCACUGUAACUUGCAUAUAGUCUGAAUUUCUGGUUGACAAAAUGGAAGCUGAGGGAGGAAAUGCUAACCACCAACGAGGUGCCCUUCAUCAGAUGUUCCCUGUUCUUUUACCUGUUCUUCUAAUAUCAAUUGGAUAUGUUGACCCUGGGAAGUGGGUUGCCACCGUUGAAGGAGGUGCACGGUUUGGUUUUGACCUGGUAGUUCCCAUGCUUCUUUUUAAUUGUGCUGCCAUUUUGUGUCAAUAUCUGUCAGCUAGAAUUGGUGUGGUGACUGGGCGUGGUCUUGCUCAGAUUUGCAGCGAAGAGUAUGACAAGUCCACUCGUUUAUUCCUUGGAGUUCAAGCAGAGCUUUCUGUGGUUGCGUUGGACCUUACCAUGGUCCUGGGUGUCGCACAUGGGAUUAAUCUUCUCUUUGGGGUGGAUCUCUCCACUGGUGUUUUUCUAGCUGCUCUUGAUGCUGUUUUAUUCCCAGUUUUUGCCUCCACCUUGGAUCACUGCAGGGCAAGUUUCCUAUGCAUCUAUGCAGCAGGUUUCAUAUUACUUUCUUAUGUUUUUGGAGUGCUCCUCAGUCAACCAGAAAUUUCUAUUUCCAUGCUUGGGAUGCCAACAAAGUUGAGUGGGGAGAGUGCAUUUGCCCUGAUGAGUCUUCUUGGAGCAAGCAUCAUGCCUCACAAUUUUUAUCUACAUUCUUCUAUUGUUCAGGAGCAUCUGGGACCACCAAAUACUUCUAAGAGUGCCUUAUGUCACAACCAUCUUUUUGCCAUCUUAGGCGUCUUUGGUGGAAUUUAUCUAGUAAAUUAUGUGCUGAUGAAUUCAGCUGCAAAUGUGUUCUACAAUGCUGGCCUUGUCUUGGUUACUUUUCAUGAUGCAAUGGAGCAGGUAUUCAGGAAUGGUAUACUGCCCCUAGUCUUUUUGUUGGUUAUGUUCUUAUCUAAUCAACUUACUGCAUCAACCUGGAAUCUUGGCGGGCAAGUUGUCUUGCAUAAUUUCCUUGGGCUUGACAUACCGGGUUGGCUUCAUCGUGCAACAAUCAAAAUUGUAGCAAUUGUUCCUGCUCUUUAUUGUGUGUGGACUUCUGGACCUGAGGGGGUAUACCAGAUGUUUAUCCUUGCGCAGGUGAUGGUAGCCCUUCUGUUGCCAUCUUCAGUGAUCCCCCUUUUUCGGGUUGCCUCAUCAAGAUCAAUUAUGGGUGUUUACAAAGUUUCUCCAAUUCUGGAGUUCCUAUCACUGGUAACAUUCAUGGGAAUUCUGGGUUUAAAGAUAAUCUUUGUGGUAGAAAUGAUAUUUGGGAGUAGUGAUUGGGCUGGGAAUUUGAGAUUAAAUGCUGGGAUUAGCAUGUCUGUUCCUUUUGUUGUGCUUCUGGCUACUGCUUUUGCAUCGUUUUCUUUGAUGAUUUGGCUGGCAGCUACUCCUUUAAAAUCUGCCAGUUCUGAAAGUAAAGCUCAUGCAUGGAAAUGGGAUAUGAACAGAACUGUUUCUGAGACAGCUUUAGAGAGAGAGGGAAAUGAGUUAAGUGAAACUAGAUAUUGUGGAGAGGAACCUGCUCAUAUACUGGAAAGAUCAUUAGCACCAGAAAACUCCAUUGAAAGUCAUUCAGAUUUAUCUUUUCCAAAUUAUAGUCUGGAUUUGCCUGAGACAAUCAUGGAGUCUGAGCAGGAAAUACGUCUGACAACUGUUAAUGCGAACUCUUCUAGUGGUGAAUAUCCUAGCCCCCCAUUCUGUGGCACUGAGGAACCAGCAUCCAUACCUGAGUUAGCUUCUGCUGUAGUUGAUGAGGUAACAGAUGAUGUGCCGGGCACAAAGACUCUGAAGAUUGAAUCAAUGAACUCUCUGGAGAAAACAGUGAGUUUUGAGGGAGAUCUGCAUAUCGAAAAAGAUGAUGAUGGAGAUUCUUGGGAGCCUGAAGAGCCAUCCAAACCUCCUGGAAGUAUUUCCUCUUUGGCACCGGAUGGACCUCCUUCAUUCAGGAGCCUCAGCGGGAAAAGUGAUGAUGGUGGCAAUGGUACUGGAAGUCUCUCUAGAUUGGCAGGAUUAGGUCGUGCCGCAAGGCGUCAAUUAGCUGCCAUUCUUGAUGAAUUUUGGGGCCAAUUGUAUGAUUUUCAUGGGCAACCUACCCAAGAAGCAAAGGUGAAGAAAUUAGAUGUACUAUUGGGUGUUGAUUCAAAACCAUUAAAAGUAGAUACAACUGGGAAGGAGUAUGGUGGGUAUUUCCCUUCGGUGGGAGGAAGAGGAUCUGAUGCACUUAAUGGUUCAAGCCUGUAUGACUCUCCAAAGCAUUUGAAGAUGCAAAAUAGUAUUGAUUUAUCACGUGGGUAUCCUAGAGGAUCAUCAUUGUGGUCAAACCAGACGCAACAAUUAGAUGCUUAUGCUCAAAAUUCUAGCUGUAAUGUCAUUUCUAGUGAAAGGAGGUACUUUAGUUUGCGUGCUGCACCAUCUGCUGAGGCAUGGGAUUAUCAACCAGCUACUGUGCAUGGAUAUCAGAUUGCAUCUUACCUUAAUCGAAUUGCUAAAGAUAGAAGCUCCAAUUGCUUGAAUGAUCAAAUUGAAUUACCAGCAUCAGAUUCUCCUGCCAUGGGCCCUACAAAUUAUCGAGGCUCCCUGGCUUCUGCAUUAAGGCAAAAAUCGCAAAAUGGGGUAACUCCUGCUCAGCCCCCUGGAUUUGAGAAUGUUGCAGUUGCUAGAAGUAGUGCACUACAAUCCGAAAGGUCUUAUCAUGACAAGAACUUAUCUGGGAUAAAUGAUAAUUCUGGGAUAUCAGUGAAUACAAAGAAGUAUCAUAGCUUACCGGACAUAUCUGGGUUCUCUGUUCCUCAUCGAGUGCCCGAGAAGAGUGGCCAGUGGGACAGUUCCAUUGGAUAUGGGUUGUCCAUUGGUCGGACAAAUUAUGGAACACCCAUGUAUUCAAAUGCUGGGUCAAGGGUAGGUGUUCCAUUUUCCUUUGAUGAGCUUUCUCAUUUAAAGGGUUAUAGAGAUGCUUUGCCUUUACAGUUGGGUUCAGGUUCUGGCACUGGGUCCCUUUGGUCUAGACAGCCUUUUGAGCAGUUUGGUGUAGCUGACAAAAGUCACACUGCUGGCAAUGAAGCAGUUGGAAGUGGGUUGAACUCAGUAACUCGGGAUACUGCUUCUGGUGUGGAUUUAGAGUCCAAGCUUCUUCAAUCUUUUCGACACUGUAUUGUAAGGCUCUUGAAAUUAGAUGGGUCUGACUGGUUGUUUAGACAAAAUGAUGGAGCUGAUGAGGAGUUAAUUGAUCGUGUAGCAGCAAGGGAGAGAUUUCUUUAUGAUGCUGAAGCUAGAGAGAUGAGCCAGGUUGUUCACAUUCGUGAACCUCAAUACUUGUCUUCUGAAAGGAGGUAUGGUUCUACACAGAAGAGUGAUGAGGCAAAUUUUGCCAACUUCUCAAUUUCAUCUGUACCUCAUUGUGGGGAGGGCUGUAUAUGGAAAGCGGAUUUGAUAAUAAGCUUUGGAGUGUGGUGCAUUCACCGGAUCCUUGAUCUUUCACUCAUGGAAAGCCGACCAGAGCUGUGGGGAAAAUACACAUAUGUGCUUAAUCGGCUUCAGGGUGUGAUAGAUCUUGCAUUUUCAAAGCCUCGAACCCCAAUGUCCCCGUGCUUCUGCCUUCAAAUCCCCCAGGAAUAUCAGAAGAGGUUAAGCCCUCCUGUUUCAAAUGGAAUGUUGCCCCCAGCUGCAAAACCUGGCAAGGGUAAGUGUACAAAUGCAGUCACGCUCUUGGAUAUGAUUAAGGAUGUUGAGAUUGCUAUAUCGUGCCGGAAGGGUCGAACGGGUACUGCUGCUGGUGAUGUAGCUUUUCCGAAGGGAAAAGAGAACUUGGCAUCUGUCCUUAAACGCUACAAGCGUCGAUUGUCCAGCAAAGCAUCCAAUGUUCCAACAUCAUGUACGAUGUUGGCUGCUUACAGUUCAUAGUUUUUGUUCCAGUUUCCUUCUACAGGUUCACAGUUAUCUAGCUGUUUGGUUUUCAAUGGCAGCUCAUUCAUUAGACCACUUCUCACAGGACUGUGAAAACCAACUCCUCCUUCCGUCCUUUUCUCUGUCUUGUGUAUUAAAAGCCAUUGCUGCAGUGUAUGUGAUAGAUACAUAGGAUAAAAGGUUUAUUGGAUAUGUUGUAAUUGCAGCAGAAAGAAUUAAGAAAAUGGGGUUCCAAGAAAGGCGGAAAUUGAUCUUAUAGCAAAUGUCAUUUUUAGUUACUAAAGUCGGACAGUCAUCCUUGGUUUAAUCUGCAAAAUUACAUUAGCUUGCAUUUGCAUUUUCAUGCUUUGGAGUUUUAACUAGUUGGAUUUAUAGCUCUUAGCUCAGAGAGGAUUUUUACUACUUAACCAGAAGUCAACAUUGAAUAAAUAAAAUGGGGCUACAUGACCGAGGGAGGACCUGAAAAGGCUAAAGGACUCUAGCUUUUAGCUUCAUUUUUAUUCAUUUGUUUGCAGCUGACAGUUUUUCCAGAUUCCUCUGUUGAAAAAUAGAAGACAAUCAAGCUAGUUCGUUGUCUGUCGAGAUCAAGGUGAAGAUCAUGGUUGCCCUUUUUUCAUUGAAAUCUCUAUUCCAAGAUGAGGUUAUGUUGUAGUGGUAUCUUUUCCAUUGAUCUUGUUUAUCUCCAAUCUUGCCCCUUCAUUUUAUCUUCCUGAAUCAUCCUAGGUUUGGAGUUGCAAAAAGUUUGGCUUUGUAUAAUACCAGUACUCUUACACACUUUGGUUUUCUUGUUACUUCUGUCUAAUAUUUCAUUCUCCGUGAUUCUUAGUUUCCAUUAAAUAAGAUUUUCUGGUUUUUAGUUUUA